AUGGACCCCAAGGAAGACAAGCGCGACAGUGCCGCAGGCAUCCACCAUGAGCACGCCCUGGUUCCCGAACGUACACGGAAGCAAAGCGUUGUCGAGCUCCCCGAGAAUACGUCUGGAGAAGUCAAGAACCCUCUCGCCGGUAUCCCUGUCCCACAGCUUCUGAAUGAAGUCGACGCAUGGGCCGAGAAGAACGACCUAAAUGACAUCCUCCCGCUGCUCCGUAAAGGCGCCCUGAUCGCUCGCGACCCGAAUGGCUUCGAGGACGUUGACGAGCUGGACGAGGCGGAUAAAGAGGCCAUCCGGCACGAACGCACACACAGGUGGAGCCACCCUUGGUCGCUGUACUUCACCAUCAUCCUGAACUCGGUCGCCGCCGCUAUCCAAGGCUGGGAUCAGACCGGUUCCAAUGGAGCAAAUCUCGCCUUCCCAGACGAGUUCGGCAUAUCAACCAGGCCAGAGGUCUGUGGACCCCAAGGCACAUGUGAGAAGAACGAAUGGAUCGUAGGCGUUGUCAAUUCAAUGCCCUACAUAGCCAUCUGGCUCUUUGCGGCGUGGAUCUCCGACCCCUUCAAUGACUUCAUUGGCCGUCGCGGGACCAUCUUUCUCGGCGCCAUCUUCUCGCUCAUAGCUCCGUUCGGCAUGGCUGUUACCCAGAAUUGGGGGCAGCUUAUUGCCUGCCGUAUACUGCUCGGCAUCGGAAUGGGUCUGAAGGAAGUCACCGUUCCCGUCUUCUCAGCCGAGACUGCACCGGCCAUCGUCCGCGGUGGUUUGGUCAUGAGCUGGCAGCUCUGGACGGCUUUUGGCAUCUUCUUGGGCACUUGCGCCAACCUUGCCGUGUACCGCGUCGGACGCAUUGCCUGGCGCUUGCAGCUUGCCAGCGCCUUUAUUCCAGCUGUACCGCUCGUCCUCGGCAUUUGGUUCUGUCCCGAGUCCCCCCGUUGGUACCUGAAAAAGAAGAAGUACAGGAAGGCGUACAAUUCCCUCCUCCGUCUCCGCAGGACCCCACUCCAGGCCGCUCGCGAUCUCUACUACAUCAACGCGCAGCUCGAGUUCGAGGAGGAGCUCGUCCGGGAGUCUGGUCUCACCAACGCGAACAACAUCGCGACGCGUUUCCUCGAACUGUUCACCAUCCCCCGCGUCCGACGCGCGACGCAGGCGUCCGGCAUCGUCAUGAUAGCCCAGCAGAUGUGCGGCAUCAACAUCAUGUCCUUCUACUCGAGCACCAUCUUCGAGCAAGCCGGCGCCAGCACCUUCGGCUCGCUCAUGGCCACCUUCGGCUUCGGCCUCAUCAACUUCCUGUUCGCCUGGCCGGCCGUCUGGACGAUCGACACGUUCGGCAGACGCGGCCUGCUGCUCUUCACUUUCCCGCAGAUGUUCUGGACGCUGUUGGCCGGAGGCUUCUGCUUCUACAUCCCAAAGGAAAGCGACGCGCAUCUCGGGCUUAUUGCGUUUUUCGUGUACCUCUUCGCUGCGUUUUACUCGCCAGGAGAAGGCCCAGUACCAUUCACGUACUCCGCCGAAGUCUUCCCCCUAAGCCACCGCGAACUCGGCAUGUCCUGGGCGGUCGCCACCAACAACUUCUGGGCCAGCGUCCUGAGCAUCACCUUCCCGCGGCUGCUCGGCGCCUUCCAGCCGCAGGGCGCGUUCGGCUUCUACGCCGGCCUCAACAUCGUAGCAUUGGUUCUGAUCUUCCUCUUCCUCCCCGAAACCAAACAGCGCACCCUCGAGGAGCUCGACUACGUCUUCGCCGUGCCCACCCGCACCCACGCCCGCUACCAGCUCUUUGAAGUGCUGCCCUGGUGGACGAGGCGCUACGUCCUGUGCUUCUGCCGCCGCCGCAAGGGCUCGAUGCCCGCGCCCGCGCCCGAGCUGUACCACUUUGAUAACGACGGGCGGGGGGCGGGGGGCGGGGAAGACGACGACGGGGUACCGUGGUACGGUGGAUGGUGGUGGCGAUGA
Molecule: messenger RNA, 1959 nt
Organism: Diplodia corticola
Lineage: Eukaryota; Fungi; Ascomycota; Dothideomycetes; Botryosphaeriales; Botryosphaeriaceae
Product: sugar transporter
Exons: 9
Coding region: 1-1959 (652 amino acids)
Biological process (GO): transmembrane transport
Cellular component (GO): membrane
Molecular function (GO): myo-inositol:proton symporter activity
Source: RefSeq, a predicted model, not a curated record